Messenger RNA from Eurytemora carolleeae, 1876 nucleotides. RefSeq lists its product as uncharacterized. The record is from RefSeq and is a predicted model, not a curated record. Bases 205 to 1239 code for a protein of 344 amino acids. Lineage: Eukaryota; Metazoa; Arthropoda; Copepoda; Calanoida; Temoridae. The transcript has 15 exons.
AGAUAAAAAGAUAGAAAGAUAAAAAGAUAGUUUGAGUGUAAAUAAGUAGAUUAUACACCAGUAAAGGUGGAACACUAAGAAAGGCCGGAUCUAGAAAGUUUAUAAAACUUGAAGAAGUGAGGGGGGUGAGGAAGUUAUAAUACAAUUCAAUUUUUCCUAAGAUUUCACACGAUCAAGAUCCAAUAUAAUGAUCAGAUUUUAUAAAUGCAGUACCAAAUGUUAACUCCAUUCACAGGACUUUUGAGCACCAGUGAUGUUUGCAUUCAGCAUAAAAUGAGGAAAACUGAGGAAGAAAAUGGCGGAUUUGGAGCGUACUCCAACCUGCCAGGAUCAAAGACGACCCUUUCACUUGGUUUGGUUUCCAGCAAAUCCUGGUGCGGACCUGGGGAAAACAUGGCCGACUCUAAAGGUUCGUGUGUUGGUUUAUCCCGCUGGGAAGCUGGAGAAGAGAAGAAUAGUUUACUAGGAGACAAGGGAGGAAGUUGGCUCCGGGUACACUCAACAACUAGAUCCAUGAGGAAUCUGUUUCAAAGUCGGAAUGAGAAAUUGAGAAAUAAUUGUCAAACCAGUGAUAUUUCUUCACAUGAAGAUAGUCCCGUUGUAUCCCCUAACUCUAAUGUACCGCAAGCCUGGACCAACUUUACUAACGCAAUUACACAAACAGAGAUACAAACAGUGCUAGGAGAAACCUGCAGGGAAGCAAAGAAGAAGAAAAGAGUUUCAAUUCUAGAAAGUAAUGAAGAAACGGAUUACAGACUAAGCAGUGAUCCAAUAUCUCAUUUACAGGAUGUUCCAUUGAAAUCUGCUUUGAAACCAACCAAAUAUGAUAAUGAUUUAUUAAUAGACAUCACUAAUGGGCAGAACAAUGGAAAGUUGAAUAUUAGAGAAAACCCUUUACAACUAUUUUCAGAUAAUUCAGGUUAUAAUGAUGAUGAUUGUGGGAUAAGUUUUGAAGUCCCAAACCUGGCACUCUCCUCCUCCCUUUCUGCUUCAGAACACCUUAAACAUCAGUUCUCUCCCUGCUGCUGGGAUGAUGACCACCGAAGGAUAGAUAAUGAAGUGUACUGCAGUGACGCAAGCAAUGAUACAUCGGAAACUGUGAACUAUGAGGCUGUGACGAAGGAAAUUUCUAAAGCAGAUCAAAUAUUUACAAGUUUCCUUAUACUUGCAACCCUUCUCUGUGUUAUUUAUCUCUUCUAUUCUCAGAACACUACAGGGGCGUUCCAAUUCCAUCAAUAGUUUAGAAUAUUUACUCAGGGGCGUUAUAGGAAUAUAAAAAAACUCUAGAAUCUUCAUACUAUUAAGAAAAUUUAAAACGUUUUGAAUUAAUAACUUUAAAAAUUAAAACCGUGACUUGGGAAGCUUACAAGCUUACAGUUAUAUAUUUUAUAUAAAAUAAUUCAGAAUUUUGAAAAAAAAACGUUUUGAAAAAAGGGUUCCAUUUAAUCGAUCAGAGGUCGAGGAACUUUUGUAUUGAUCAUCUGCACCGGAUUGUGUAUGUACCUUUUGAAUCUAUGAGGAUUCGAUUAAUCAGAAGCCACAAAAAAAACUGCUAUUGGUCAAAUUUCUUAAGUGCGUGUCAGCUGUUCUUCACGAAUAAAGCAUGUAAGCGCUGCACAUCAAAAGUUUACAUCGUGCGAUAUCAAAUCAAAGCGAUGUUGAUUAAUUAAUAUAAAAGUUUAAACCUCAGACACGUUAAACAAAGCCAUGAAUUAAACCACAAUAGUUUUUUUGGUACACACUAUAUACUUUUAAUAUUUUGAGGUUUUGAAAAAUUACUCGAUUCUUAAUAACAAAUGUGAUUCAGUGAUCUUCUUUAUGCAUGAAAAAACAAUAUAAAUGAUGUAAUAAAUAGUGAUAUAUCUGCUCAAUUAAU